Molecule: messenger RNA, 618 nt
Organism: Lentinula edodes (shiitake mushroom)
Lineage: Eukaryota; Fungi; Basidiomycota; Agaricomycetes; Agaricales; Omphalotaceae
Exons: 4
Coding region: 52-453 (133 amino acids)
Source: RefSeq, a predicted model, not a curated record
GCCCAUGACUAUAGCAGCGCUUAUUCUUCCCAAAGCCAUCCUGGUCGUUCCAUGUCAAUUCUCCCAAACUAUGCUGCACCUGCCCGACUGAGUGCAGUCGGCAACGCUCUCGUAGGCCAAAAACUUCUGCUUGUCGGCAGAAUGAUGUGCUACGAUUCCACAACAGGCCUUAUCUUACUUUGUGACAAGGAUGAUGCUCUUCUCGUCGAUGUCACACUCUGUCUGGACCGGUCGGCUAACAUCUGGGUUCAAGAUAAUUUCUGUUCUAUCCAAGUUGUCGGUCAUCUAGAGAAAUGUUCUAAAGAACUUAUCGCUCCGGUGCUACCGCCACACUUGAUUAAGCUUCCAAAAAUGGACACACGAUUCGUAUUACGAGCCAUCAGGGUGAUACCUACGUUGGAUGUAGAGCAAAGCACCUGGAACAAACUAGCAGACCAGAUCGACCCGAAGUGAUGGCGAAGCCUUUGUGGAACCUUGUGUAGCCCAUAAUAAAGGAUCUUUUGGAAGAUAAAGGAAAUGAUACAAUGCGAGCUAACAAUUGUGAGCAGCGUCUGCAGCUUUCUGCAUAUCCAUCAGAAAAAAUGUAGCUGUAUCUUUGCGCACUUGAAGUGAUGAGAA